AAAGGAAGUAUGAAAUUAAUGAAUUGUUGUCUUUUAGAGAAGAUUUCUUUUUGUUAAUGACUAACAGUUAUAUUGCUGAUUGAGGGGUUAGUUUGUUUUUUGAGCGAGACUUCACUAAAUAUUUUGGUGGUAGCAAAGAUAUAAUUCUACAAAUAAUGAAAAGUAGUAUCAACAUUUAUAGAUAUUGAGAGAAGCACAGCCCACUGGUGAUCCUUUGUUGCCCAGUGGUGUCCAAAGAUCCAUGAAAUCAGCAAGGGAGUACUCGAAUGGAAAAGCCAGAAUAGGCAUGUGGGCGUGCAAGAGAAAGGAGAUACAGUCGUGAAGGAACUGGCUGGGAGGCUCCGAGGAUGGUGUGUGACUAUCAUUACGCCACUGAUGCUCCUGUUUUGUGUGUUUGGUUUUUUAAGGGGCCAAAGACUCUAGACCUUGAGGGAUUUUUCCUCUUUUGCACAAGGGACCCAAAAUCCUGGAGUGAGAAGUUUUCAGAGAUGUCUGCGAAGGUUUCUGAAAUGGAGAAAAUGCCAACAUCAUCAAAGGGUUACCUUGUGAAAACUGCCAAGAAGUUAUUAUCAAAGAUAAUAGAAUUCAAUCCAGAAGAAGAAAUUAAACUUCUGUGUAAGUUUGGAGCUUACCUUGAUUAUAAAGAACUCUCUGGAAAAGGACGUGGCAAAGUGGAAAAACAAAUCCUAAACUUAGGAAAAGAAUGGGAGACACAGGGAGAAGGAGAAAAAUCUAACCUCUGUAAAACAGAAGAACCUGGAUGUCUAUGUGGGGAAACCCCUCCUGCUCCUGACAGUGAUGGUAAAAUGAAUAAACGUCUUAAGAAGAACGUGAUACGGAAACAAAAAAAUCAGCUGAACUGUAUACAAAGAGAUUCUUGGAAGAAGCAGAACGUUUUUCUUCCAUGGGCCUUUAUCGUAAAGAAAAUAAACAAAGUUGUUCUUGGUACUGCAGUGGUGAAUGAUAAUCAAGAAAGCUUUAGUGAGGAAAAUAUUAUAUUAAUGUCUUGCAUUUUUAUAAUAUUGACGUCAUACAACAAUCUCAGUCGUCUUCCUUCAUCAGAGCAGUCUUUUGCUGCUGUGAAAUCUGACCAUAAUGUUCUGAAUCACAGAGGCAGUUCUAGGUUUCGGACACCUUGCAAACAGGAGGUUCUUGAUUCUACUGCAAACUGUUCCAGGCGUGGAGUCAUAGCAAGAUUUAAAAAGAACAGGAAAUUGCAUAAGGAAGUCUCUGUUGGUUGUUUACUAGUAGCCAAUGCCACUGAAGUAAACAACCAUACUGGCAGUACAGAGCUUCUUUUGUCAUAUAGUCCAGCAGCACUGGAUUCAACUUAGGAGUUGAAUUCAGCGAGAGAAGCCUAAGGGAUAAGGGAGCUUUUCAUGUGAAUUUGAAAACUGGAGCAAAAUGCAGCAGUUCUGAUCACAGUUAGGAUCUUUUUUAAACCGAGAAGUUGCAUUUGCCAGUAUCACUCUGUAACCAGAGCAAGAGAAGUUGCAAAACAAAAUUUAAAAAAAACAACACCCAAGCCUCCCCCCCAUACUGUAGAGUGGAGGUGUUUUACAGUUUUCUCAAGAGUCUUUGGAGCAAGAAACCUGUGAUGGAAAAAGUCAGGUUUCUCAAUGCAGUAUGACGUCAAGAUGGGGAAGAGAGGAGUUCCUCAACAAGAGAGCGUACGAUACAGUGGACUUUUUCAGUUCUCCAGCCAUUGCCACCUCUUUAUUAAAAAGAGAAAGAUUUGCAGACUGCCUUGAAAAAACACUGAAUUAGAUUGCAGAAUUAGAUCAAAUGAUGAUAAUACAGAAGCGCUUUCCUCAGUAGAAGGUACUGGUGAUAGUUUCACAUUUUUCUCCAAGCAUAUGUAAACAUCUGGAUCCACUAGACAUCAUCCUUCUGCAGGUCUAAUGCUUUAUCAGGAAAGGGAAAAAUCAUGUUUUCACUAAGUCACAAAAAUUCGAUGAGGUAAACUGUAUUCAGAUACUACUUAAUUCAUCUUAUUUCUUUAAAAUGAAAGGUGAUUCAGACACUGAAUGUUCUAGAGUGCCAUGAAGUAAUCCAGUGCCAAAAAACAAGAAAAAAUAUCAGGAAUUUAAUAAGACUAAAACAUCCUUCUUACUCCACUGCUGAGCAAACUAAAAGGAGUGUAUCUACACACAUUCUCUGGACGUCCUUAUGACUGUCUUAUUAUUUCAGUGUAGUAGAAUGUAGUGAGUGGGCUGGGGAAAAAACAUAUUCUUCUCUGGAAAUUUUGAAACUUCUAAUAGGGUCUUAGUGAAAUACUCAAGUUGUGUUACUUUUCAUAGUCUGAAGACCUCUAUAUUCGGAUAGUAAGGACAUACGUGUUUUCCAGUGUCUGACAUGACAGUUUUAAAAAUUGCAAAUAAAUAUACAAGAAAGGAUAGUGUAUUAAAAGCACUUUGUUCAAUUCAUAAAAUACAGUAACUUCAGACUCCUGUUUAUGUAGAUCUGUCAGAUUUUACUUUGCUGGUGAAAGGGAACUUACGUACUUUCUGAUAUGUUAAAAAUAGAUAGGAAGGCAACAUGGGGAUCCAGAUAAAGGAGCAAUGGAGGAGUGUAGUUUCAUAGCUCUGGUAUUGCAAUCUCAAUCCAGUUUUGUCUGCCUAUUGCAUUUAUAAUAUAUUAGUUUGUAUACUGUGGCAAGUAACAUGUUCCUUAAGCUACUGCUGAUUUAUGUGCAUUGUUUGUAUAUAGAAGAAAUACAGAAUAUCUAGGCUAGCAUAGUCACCGUGGCCAGAAAACCAACUUUUGUAAUGAUCUCAUUACAAAUUUACUUUUUGUAAUAAACUGUAUUGUUUUUAGUCUAAACAAAUAACAUAAUGUGCUUUUUUAUUAUUUAAAAUGAGAUACAAGUACCUAAAGUAGCAAGGCUGUCCUACAAGGAGCUAGCAUCCUGCAUUGACAGCUAUUCAGGUAAGACAUGUUAAAAAGUUGCAGAUUUAGUUAUGUGGUGAUGACAGAAGUGUUCUGAAUUAAACAGUUAAAGGUGAAGGUAAAACAGGGGGAAUGGAGAUGGCAAGAGAAGGUCUUUUUGAAUGGGAAAAGUUGCUGUCAAAGUGCAAAAAAGGUGUUGGCAUUCUUACAUCUCUAUGCUUCUUCUUGCUUCUGCUGUGUCAGCUUAUCUGCUUAUUACUUUUGAUCCACUUCUGAUACAGUUGUUAUGCAGAGAUAAUGUUUUACAUUUGUUGUAUAGCGAUGUUUUCAGGGUGGAGACCCUUCCUUUGUUCAGUUAGGCCGUAACAUAAUGGGAUUUGGAUGUUCAGGUAUUCUUGUAAUAAGGAUGCUUAAGGAUGUAUUCCACUAAAAGAUUCAUUUGACUAAAAGAAAAUAGAUGCUUAAAACAAGUCCUAUUUGCUAUAAGGUAUUUUUUCCAAAACAAUCAGUGUUCUUGUAAAUCAUCUUUCUUUAUUCGGACUGACUCAUUAUAUUGAACAUGAAUUAUAAUUAUCAGCUUAUUUUCUAGGUAAGGUAUCGAUGUGUUGAUGUUUCUUCUUUUGGGGAAAGCACACUUAUUUUUUUCUCUGUCAGGUAGGGCUCAUGUGAAUGAACUCUCCUUCACUUUUUUGCUUCACUUUUUUUUAAGUUCUGAUGAAAUGAGAGUCGUAAAAAACUGUGGGUAUUGGUAAUAUUGAGAAUUAGAAUUUUUUGUGUGUGAGACUAUUGCAAUGUUGAGUCAAAUUAAUUCAGUGAAUGAACUAUGAAUAAAAUUUCUUCCUAUAAGA
Molecule: messenger RNA, 3737 nt
Organism: Struthio camelus australis
Lineage: Eukaryota; Metazoa; Chordata; Aves; Struthioniformes; Struthionidae
Source: RefSeq, a predicted model, not a curated record